UUUAGUGUGACUUUGGUCAAAACUUUAUUGUAUGCACUACAUAAACUGCAUAGUGCGUAUAGAGCCCAAUUGUGGCGGACAGAAAAAAACACUACAGCGCUCUCCCCGAUACCCCCCUUGCGCGGGCCGAGGAACAGGCAUAAAACAUUAACUUUAUGUUCGCAGGCUGAGGCAGUGUGCUAGGAAACAUGAGAAGGGUGACAUAUUCAGAUUCCCGGGAAUGGAAUCUCAUGCCGCUGAAUAAAGCGGAGAGGCGACCGCGGUUCGUGUGGUUUCAGCUCAGGAUUUUAGAACGGGAACAUGUGAGCAGGGAAUGGGCAACUGGAAGCAGGAUUAUACACAACAUAGAGACGCGGGAGUGGCGCUGAACAGGAAGGACACCAGUAUAUAGUGGCAGCUUUGAUAAACUCCAACUCCUCGAGACACUUUUACGCAGAGAUAACGCGGAGGAAUACAGAACCAAAAAUGAACACAAUCGUGUUUAACAAACUGAGCAGCCAGGUGCUGUUUGAGGAGAAGGCAAAGGAGGUGGAAAGGAGCAGCAGAAAUUAUCUAGAGGUGAUCGACGGACAGCACUCAGAUCUUCUCUCAAGCAAUCAAGCAAUCAAGGACAACAACGCCAUCAGACACAGGAGACCAGGUGGCCGUCCAAACGGCGGUAAAGUGCGACACAAGCGUCAGGCCCUACAGGACAUGGCGCGACCCUUGAAGCAGUGGCUCUACAAGCACAGAGACAACCCCUAUCCGACAAAGACGGAGAAAAUACUGCUAGCUCUGGGGUCUCAAAUGACCUUGGUCCAGAACAGUCAAGUGGCAGAGUGGGCCCUUUUCGAAGCCCCAGACUUGCCUAGUUCCCGGGCCCAGAGGGGAGGCGGGGCGGAGGGGAGGAGGGCAGGAGGGGAGUCCCAGAGACGGAUUGGCAAAGAAUUAAACAUUGUUCUCUCUAUUGUUCUUGCAGAACCCAUGGACCAUGGAUCAAGUAAAUGUGACAAUGUCGGGGGCGGCGGGACAGUGGCGCUGCAGAAGGACAGGGCUCGGGGGAAAGACGAGACCUACUGGAAGGAGCUCAACGCCGCCAUGGCCUUGACCAACAUGGCCCAGGGAAAGGACAGCCCCUCGUCAGGGACGACCAGCUGCAUCAUCCAGAAGUCAUCCCACAUAUCGGAGGUCAAGACUGUCAAAGUGCCUCUGGUGCACAAGUAUUAGCAUCCGCCGUCCAGCCACCAGCGCCUCUAUGCAACGACGACGACGACAACAAAAAACGUUCCUGUUUUUUUUUUACCAAGCUCACACACAAGAGUGGAAACGAGCAAACCAGAAACUGUCUACUUUGGUUGUGUCGGUAUGGCGUCGGUCGCAUGGAAGAGAAGACAGACCUUUUUUUUAAAUCUUUUUUUUUUGACGUCUGUCAGUGUGCCCUCCAGCACGCGCAUUAGACAAGUGUUGAUUAUCGUUAACUACAGUAUUCUCAACAAGACACUUUUGUAAUGUUAACUUAUUUGAUGAGUCGGAUUUUUAUACUCUAGGCUACAGUUUUUUUUUGUUCUUUUUUUUUUCGCCAAAGUGCCUUUUUGGAAGCGCCGCACCAUCUACGGUCAAAGUCACAGAUAUUAUAGUGCCUCUCAGAUUGUGAAGGAUUAUCUGUAAAGGGAAACACAAUGGUCAAACGUUUCCUGAAAAGGAAUCGUUCUGAAUUGGUUUCUGACACUCGCAUGUGCCUUACAGGGUGGAGAAUCUCACCAUCGGAAGCACAGCUGACCUUAAGAACUCACACACACGCACACACACAACCCCACCCCAAAGACACGCACGCACACAAAAGAUACUGCCCAGGCAAAAGCAGCACUCUCCCUGAUAGCAGUGUGUUCCCUGAUAGUUUUGUCUGUGCUCUUCAUUAUGACUGCACAUGUAACCCUGUUAUGUCUCAGUCAGACCCCAUAGCUGACCUGCCAACAAUAACUGUGAACACAGAUAAGACUGACCAGCCGACACUCUCUCGCUCAGCUGGGCUCUGAAGCUGCAGCCAUAUGGAGCUCCGCAGUCCCCUCCUCCCUGCAGCGUCCCUGCCCAGCCCUCGGCCUUGGUUAGCAUCGGACCGGGGAGGGAUCCUCCUCAUCAGCACAUUUUGAACUUGCACCUCACACGUGCGCUGACACACACACACACACCACACACACACACACACACGCACCCAUUCGGAGGCUUGGUACUGUAUCUGUUUCAACAAAGAGGACCAUGACCUAAAAGGGAUGUUUUUUAGUUGCUGGUUAUCAGUGUUGUUUUGUUUGAGCAACGUUGCCUUCUCACGUGGAUGGUGGAUGAACAAGGUACUGCGGAGCGAAAGGCCCUCCUCUCCCAAUCUCCCCCCCCACCCCACCCCACAGCUGUUUCAAAUUACAUUCUAAUUGCUGUUUACAAGAAGGCAGAGACAGACUCAAAUGUUUGAUGAUCUCUUUUUUCUCUCUCUCUCUCUCUCUCUCUCUCUCU
Molecule: messenger RNA, 2487 nt
Organism: Hypomesus transpacificus
Lineage: Eukaryota; Metazoa; Chordata; Actinopteri; Osmeriformes; Osmeridae
Gene: mkxa
Product: mohawk homeobox a
Exons: 6
Coding region: 466-1206 (246 amino acids)
Biological process (GO): regulation of transcription by RNA polymerase II; muscle organ development; cell development
Cellular component (GO): nucleus
Molecular function (GO): DNA-binding transcription factor activity, RNA polymerase II-specific; RNA polymerase II cis-regulatory region sequence-specific DNA binding
Source: RefSeq, a predicted model, not a curated record